AAAGGUGCUAUUUUGGAGAUUUGCCCUAAAAAAAAUCAUAAUUACUUUUUAUGUCUCGUCCCACCACAACCUCUUCUUCUCCUCCGCCGCCAACCACUAAUCCCAGAUCUCCUCAUCUGUCUUCUAUUCCUCCUUUUCCUCAAUUGUCUCCUCCCACACCUGUUAUUACCCCCUGGAUCCCCUAUUUGAUACCCUUCACCUUCGGUAUCAAAACUACGGCGGCGACGGAGGAGUCUCCUUGGAUUCCAUCUUCAUUGUCUCCUUCUUCGGAUGGAUUAUCAACAAAAGUGGUGGUUGGUAACUCCAUCGGAGGAGUCUCUUUUCCUGCGAUAGUGAUUGUGGUUUGUAUUAUUUGUAAGAAGAAACGAAAAAGCGACGAUAAGGUGUUUACUAUGCUCUCCCUUUCACAUCCUCCUGGUCCCAAAGCUGGAGGACUUUAUGAUGGACAUCAACAAAAUGGCGGCCACAAAACGCAAUACCGCCGUCAGAUCAUGUUCAGACGUCACCACCACCACGUAAGCAUCCAUCUCCACCACCGCCUUUCAUGAGCAGAAGCGGCGGCUCCAACUACUCAGAUUGUCUAGUACUUUCUCCACUCUUUCCAUGGCUUGUGCUACGCUUCUCCAAAGCACUUUCACAUAAGAGGAGCUAGCUAGAGCCACCAAUGGCUUAUCUGAGGCAAACUUGUUAGCACAAGGCAAGUUUGGUUACGUACACAAAGGUGUGUCCCCUAGUGAGAAAAAGUUGUUGUGAAAUAGUUGAAAGUUGGGAGUGGACCGAGUGGUCAGAGAUAAAGAGUUUCAUGCAGAGGUGGACGAAAAUUAGACAAAUUCUUGGGUCCAUUGUACAUUGUACAUAAUAUCCAUGUAACCUUUUUGAAAUGUGUCCAAUGUACAUAAUAUCCAUGUACACAUAUAUACAUUUUUAACAUUUGCAUUUUA
Brassica napus (rape) is the source of this 941-nucleotide messenger RNA. Its product is annotated as proline-rich receptor-like protein kinase PERK1. The record is from RefSeq and is a predicted model, not a curated record. NCBI's taxonomy places the organism in Eukaryota, Viridiplantae, Streptophyta, Magnoliopsida, Brassicales, Brassicaceae. Bases 51 to 548 code for a protein of 165 amino acids. The transcript is spliced from 2 exons.